UGUCGUGUGGAGGAUGCAAACCAUUUUCUCAAGGACCACUCUGUAAAGAGUCAAUGACGGAAAUGUGUGUGUCCUCUUUCUCUUGGACCAGGCAGUUAAAUAAAUGUUUCGCUCAUACUUUUUGACAAGCAAACACACUCUUACUCUCUCUUUCUCACUCUCCAUCUUUCCACCUUGCCCUCCCUCCUUUCUAGAGUAAAUCAUAACCAUGGAGACACUGAACGAAAUCGAUCACCUCCAAUCAUCUGUCUUUGGUAGACCCCAGCCCAGACAUGGACUUCAACUCCUUCACUGGUUCUCCCACGACUAUGUCACAUUCAACAACGACAGUGAAAUGGUGACAGUGCGCAACCCUAAGAAGAAGGCGUUUGGCUUCCACCGCUUCUUCGACAACAUAGAGGAGCAUGAUGGCCAAUGUAACCAACUGCUACCAGACCAGGGUUUACCGUACUACGAAGUGGGCAAUCUGAAUAAACCAGGGUCUGAGAACUUGCCGGAUUAUGUCAGCGAAAACCACACAGUACACAAUGACGACAGCAACAUAGACCGGAUCAUUAUCAGCCUGCAGUCAGACCGUGUGUUGGACAGGAUCUACGUGACCCAACAUGAUCAUCAGAGAGGUGCUUUUGACCCUGAGCGCACCUAUCGCAUCAGUAAGGGGUUGAUCAGCAUCAUCCGUAAUCUGGAGCUGGAUGAACUCCUGGAGCAGGCUGGAUAUUCUCUUCCUUGCCCUUCCUCCAUUGACACGCUGAACGAAAUGAGAUACCUCCAGUCAUCUGGCUUUGGUAGACCCCGGCCUAGACAUGGCCUUCAUCUCCUUCACUGGUUCGCCCACGACUACGUCAAAUUCAACAAAAAUUGUGAAAUGGUGACAGUGCGAAACCCCAAGAAGAAGGCGUUCGGCUUCCACCGCUUCUUCGACAACAUAGAGGAGCAUGAUGGCCAAUGUAACCAACUGCUACCAGACCAGGAUUUACCGUACUACGAAGUGGGCAAUCUGAAUAAACCAGGGUCUGAGAACCUGCCGGAUUAUGUCAGCGAAAACCACACAGUACACAAUGACGACAGCAACAUAGACCGGAUCAUCAUCAGCCUCCAGUCAGACCUGGUGUUGGACAGGAUCUACGUGACCCAACAUGAUCAUCACAGAGGUGCUUUUGACCCCCAGCGCACCUAUCGCAUCAGUAAGGGGUUGAUCAGUAUCAUCCGUAAUUUGGAGCUGGAUGAACUCCUGGAGCAGACUGGAUACUCUUAAGACUUUCCCCCCUGGCCAAGGGCAUCGUACACAUAAUUCCUUUUGAACCUAAUUUCUGAUGGUCAAAUUCAAGAUCUUUAAUUGUAUUAUUUAUUUUCUUACAAAUGUAUACUAGGCAUGGGUAUUA
This is a messenger RNA of Coregonus clupeaformis (lake whitefish), 1382 nucleotides long. RefSeq lists its product as uncharacterized. The record is from RefSeq and is a predicted model, not a curated record. Lineage: Eukaryota; Metazoa; Chordata; Actinopteri; Salmoniformes; Salmonidae. The transcript has a single exon. Bases 209 to 1255 code for a protein of 348 amino acids.